ACACAUGCGUCGAGAGUGGAGUGGAGAGACUAAGGUGCGAUCCGGACACGACAGUCGUGCGUGAAUUCGGCUUGCUCUCAGCUGCUUGAUUAUACGGUUCUUGAAUAUCUACCUCGUGUACACAAGCAUUGAUGUCAAUGUAUACGGAAACUGCACCGACGGCUGCCAUGAUGCAGGCCAGGAUGGAGAGAAUGGCGGAGGAGAGAGAGCUGGAUCUAAAGCAUCACGAGUACGCGAAGAGCAUGCAGCAUCCCGCGCAGUCAAGCAACGUCGUCAACUCGCCGACGAGCCAGACCGCUAGUCUGACGGCACGCGACGCGAAAAACGCUGUCGACCGCGUCAAGCGUCCCAUGAACGCCUUCAUGGUGUGGUCGCGCGGACAGCGCAGGAAGAUGGCGCAGGAGAACCCGAAGAUGCACAACUCAGAGAUCAGUAAGCGACUGGGCGCCGAGUGGAAGCUGCUGACUGAGGCCGAGAAGCGUCCCUUCAUCGACGAGGCGAAGCGGCUGAGGGCCGUGCACAUGAAGGAGCACCCGGACUAUAAGUACAGGCCGCGCAGGAAGACCAAAACGCUGAUGAAAAAGGACAAGUACAGCCUGCCAGGCAGUCUGAUGCCCGGCGCGACCAGCUCGCCCGUGCAGUCGGUCGGUCGCGACAUGUACGGACAGAUGAACGGGUACAUGCCCAAUGGCUACCCGAUGAUGCACGACCCGACCGCCUACCAGCAGCACGCACUCAGCGGACAAAUGGCAGCGGCAAAUGGCGGCCUCUAUCACAGGUACGACAUGGCGGCGGCGGCGCAGAUGCACGCCGCUCAGCCGACGUCGGCCGGCUCGUACAUGAACAGCGGCAGCAGUUAUAUGUACUCGUCGCCCUACUCGUCCAUGCAGAGCUCGCAGAUGCAGCAGUCUGCGGCCGGCUCCGUGAAGAACGAACCCGGUCCCAUCAGCAGCUCGGCGGCUGCGGCCGCUGCCAUGGAGGCCAGAGGCAGGGGCCACGUCGCGCAGGGCGACCUCCGCGAGAUGAUCAGUAUGUAUCUACCUGGUGACGCAAACGAUCCCAAUGCUCAGCAUAGACUGCAAAUGCAAGGGCAUUACCAAAGCCUCGGACAGGGCACGGUCGGCACUGUUCCGCUCACGCAUAUGUAAAUACACGUCUGGCCGGUUUUAAUAUUUACGGAAACGAAACGAAGAGCGCUCCGGCGCCGCUCACGACGGUGUGUAUGCGCGUCGCACGCGUGAGGCGUCGCAUGAGAGACGACGACGACGACGCGACGACGUGGUGUGUCCGUGUGUGAUGUGUGAUGUGCGUGCUGUGUAUGUGACGGCCGGUACGGCGGCCGUCGUGCGUCGUGUCGGAAACCGGAAUCCGGACCAACGGAACCCGGACCCGGACUGUUCUCCGCGCGUUUCUCGGACUCCGUAAAAAAAAACCACGGCCCGCUAACUCUGUACAGCUGUGACGUACGCGGCGACGUACGGUGCACGUAGACGCGUGAGUCUAGCAAGACUUCAACCGAGCUGACUGUCCGGCGAGGGGCGGUGCUGACUGACUGACCACUACCGCUACUGCGGCCGGCGACAGCAACCUUGGUCAAGGGUGAGUCUGGCAGACUACAAUGCUUCAAUCGACUUGGCCAUUGAUUAGACGGCCAUAGUGCAUCAAUGUGCACAAUGAUGGAUUUUUCUCUAAACCCUGAUGUUGUGUAAAUAUUAUAUGAAGUUUUGAGACAUUUUGUAAUAAGGUAAUCGACGUUAUUUAAUCAUUCCUUGGUUAGGACAGAGUGUAUAUUGAUGUAGCAUUGAGCUUAAAGGCAUGCAAUUCACAAGGAAGCAGCAUGAACCGUACGUGUUCUGUGUAAAGUCGGGUUUAACGCAUAAAUAUCUCGUUUGAAUGCGCGUGACGUUUGCCGUAUAUAUAAAUAUAAAUAUAAAUAUAAUAUUAUUCUCAACCGUCAUAUCACUGCUAGACGCAGUUUUUGAAAAAACUUAUUUAUAGUUGCACUUAAUUCUUUACCAGUCAUGUUUUACUUAUACUUAUAGUAUAAUAGAAUCUCAUGUUUUGAAAAGAUGUUCUUUACGAAAAAUUUGGCAAUUUAGUUUGUCGUGUAUUUGGUUUAUUUUUCCUAUAUCAGUGUUCAUCGUAUACCGUGUCGUAAGCUUUGGUCUAUUGAGUUGUACAUAUAGUGCACCAAAAUUAUAUAUGUUAAUCCAAAUCAGCGUGUUUCGUUUUGAAGCAUUUAGGAAAUAAAUUAAGAUCUGUUUUAAAAUA
Messenger RNA from Priapulus caudatus, 2271 nucleotides. RefSeq names its product transcription factor Sox-3-like. Gene Ontology annotation, molecular function: RNA polymerase II cis-regulatory region sequence-specific DNA binding; DNA-binding transcription factor activity, RNA polymerase II-specific. Gene Ontology annotation, biological process: anatomical structure morphogenesis; cell differentiation; regulation of DNA-templated transcription. The record is from RefSeq and is a predicted model, not a curated record. The coding region runs from base 132 to 1148 and encodes 338 amino acids. NCBI's taxonomy places the organism in Eukaryota, Metazoa, Priapulida, Priapulimorpha, Priapulimorphida, Priapulidae. The transcript has a single exon.